GCUGACGACGAGAACCAGACGACGCUGUAUGAAUCCGCUGCAAGUACCAUCGUUGUAACUAUUGUCACUGCUGUCAGUAGACCAAUUGUAAUUAUUUCACUGCAGUAACAAAAAUCCUUGAGCCGACUGCACCUCUGUGAGCGGAGCUGGCGCAGCGAACGGCUACGGUGUUGGGAAGAAUGACAUCUGGCUACUGACUGGUCUUCGGUGUUGCGUCCGACGUGUUCUGGGCGCAACAUUGCGCGCAUUUCGUUUUCAUAGUGCGGCUGUGUACGGCUGACACUUUGAAGAAAAAUUUUGUCGUUAUUGUUUACGUGACCGUGACACAUCUACUGCUUUCCUUGGGCGCAUUGUGCACCGUUUCGUCAUGCAUCAGAGCGUGUUUAAGUCGCCGUUUGAAGGGCCUGUAACUCAGCUGUGGAAGGAAGAAGUUUUCCCGAGGUGCCAGGAUGCUGUGGUUUUCCUCGACGAUGCUAUGGCAGAAGCAUUGCACUGGAAUGGAGGAGCGGACAAGCUCUUCGAGGCUGGUGCCUUGGCCGUCCGGGAGUUCAGCUUCUUUGAGCAUGGAUCAGAAUCGGAACCAAAGGCCCUAUUCUUGGUGUCUACCCCAGUGACCGAGCAGACGUUGGCGACUCUUUCUGCAGUGGUGCGGGCAAGCGUGUUCACUAAUGUUUGCGUUCUCACCUCGUGCCCACCAGCAGCACAACUUUUGGCAAGGUAUGGCACAACUGAAGGACUUGAUGGCCCACGUGCUUUUCUUGACGUGGAGGAACGACUUCUGGACUGGAUGGGAAAUGUGACUUUUAUGGCGGAAAUUAUGUACGUUCCAUUGUCCAUUGUCAACGUGACUCCAAAGUUUUUUCUUAUGCCACAGUUUCAUGACAUCUUCCCUCCAUUACCAGAAAAUACUAGCGCUGGUCAAGCGGGCACAACCCUUGAAGGUUCAAGUUUCUCUAGAAACUUGCAAAUAGACCUGAAGUCACUCAUAGGAAAUUUGAACUCUAUAUUUGAAGUAGUCCGUGUUAGAGAAGAGACGUUUUCUCUUGGAUCACUAUCUCGAAUUGUUGGAGAAGAGUUGUCCCGGCUUUCCAGGGGCCAUAGAAAGUCUGCAGAGUCUAAGGUGUCCCUUUUACUUCUGGAUCGUACAUUGGACAUGGCUGGAUCACUUACUGCAUCUUGCGAGUCUUUGAUGGACACUUUGGUUAGAGUGCUCCCUCCACUUCCUGGUCACAGUUUGGAUGUGUGUGUUGACAUGCGCUGCAUCUCCUCCUCAUCUGAUGAGGCCGUGCCAUCAGAGGGAGCAAUUUACCCUGGUUGUUUGGCUCAUGAAAACUCAAAGUUAGCACUCCAGCAUAUUGUCAACUGCAAGCAGAAGGAAAGCAUGAUGGAGCUGAAUAGACUUAUUGUGGAGGCAGCACUCAAACAAGGUGUGCGCUUGGAUGUCACUGGUCGUCUAACAGCAGAGCAACUCAGGAAGAGGAUUAUUCAAUUCAGAAAAAGUGGUGGGGAUGCCGUUAUCGACAAGGGCCUGGUGCAGCAGAUCUUGGCGGUUGCUCAGGCAGCACUGGGAGAGAGGUACUCGAAGCUCGAGGACCUUCUUAGUACAGAGAAGGUGAUUGUCCAAAAUGCGGGCGUCUCCACAGAAGCUGCUUCGAGAAGCUUGGUGCAGCUCCUUCGUUCCAGAAACACAACGGGGUUACAAUUGGAAGACAUCAUGGCUCUCAUGGCACUUUUGUAUUCUUUAUUUGGAGAAAAAACACUUGGAAGUGAAAGUGACAAGUGGACACUAAAGGCUGAAAUUGUAGCAGCUGUAUACCAAGCAGCAGCAGACCAGAACUUGCCCGAGUUCUUCAAGCAUCUUGUUUCAGAUGAGGAAGAGACGCUGGACGAGAACACCGUGAUUCAGAAGGUCGAUGAAAUCUUCAGAGCAAUGGAAGCUCUCAGAAUGGCUAGAAAUCAACUUAGAAAGUACAGGAGCAUUCUUGAAGAAGGCAACCUGAUGCAGCCAGCAGUGUACAAGCCCUUGCUGAAGCAAGUUCUCCAAGACAUUUUUGACCCCAACGCGUCAGAGGCACCGCAGUUUGACUACCACUCAGGAGGGCUCAGCGAUAUGCUGAAAGCAGGAUUCGGACUUUUCAGAAGCACAAGCAAGCCACUGCCAAGAGAUAGUCCAGUGCUUAUCGUCUUCAUUAUUGGUGGUGUAACAGCUUCUGAAGUAAAGCUUGUGAAUGACAUCACAUCAUCAAGAAAAUUGCCACAACAGGUCAUCGUUGGAAGCACUACACUGGCCAAACCACACCAGCAGCUCGGUCUUCUCGUCAGGCAUUCCGUGUGAAAGGUUCGAUUAAUUUUAAAUGAA
This is a messenger RNA of Rhipicephalus sanguineus (brown dog tick), 2359 nucleotides long. Its product is annotated as sec1 family domain-containing protein 2. NCBI's taxonomy places the organism in Eukaryota, Metazoa, Arthropoda, Arachnida, Ixodida, Ixodidae. The coding region runs from base 368 to 2335 and encodes 655 amino acids. Gene Ontology annotation, biological process: intracellular protein transport; vesicle-mediated transport. The record is from RefSeq and is a predicted model, not a curated record. The transcript has 15 exons.